AUGGCCCCUAUUAUUUGGAUAUUAUAUAUAAUAAAUGUAAUAUAUUGUGUUGCAUUAAAAAAUCAUUAUUUUAUUAAAUCUUAUUCCUAUUCUAAAGUAAAAAAUAGAGAAAAUAAAAUAUAUGGAAUACCUAGGAUGUAUAAAUGGUUAACAUCUUAUUAUCCUACAGUAAGAGAAGAAUUAAUUAAUAAUGAAAAACAAAAAUCUGUUGAUAUUUUUUAUAUUGAUAUGAAUGGAGUUAUUCAUCAUUGUACUCAUGCUAACAAAGAAAGGUUACCUAUAUAUGAUGAACAUCAAUUAUUUUCAAAUAUUUUGCAAUAUUUAAAAAGUUUGUUUUAUUUAAUAAAACCGAAAAAAUUAAUUUACAUUGGUGUUGAUGGGGUCUCACCAAAAGCAAAAAUGAAUCAACAAAGAAAAAGAAGAUUUUUAAGUUUAUUUAAAAUUCAUGAAAAUUCAAAUGCAUCAAAUUUAUUUAAUCCCAAUUGUAUAACAACAGGAACAGAUUUUAUGUAUAAAAUUAACUUAUCACUAAACAAAUGGUUUAAAAUUUUAAAAAAAAAAAAUAUUUUUAAUUUUCAAGUUUUAUUUUCUGGAUCUGAUGUUGCUGGAGAAGGGGAACAUAAGAUUUUGAAAUUUAUCAGAGAGAAUUGCAAAAGGGAUAAUAAUUUUAAAAAUUAUAAUCAUUGUAUAUAUGGAUUAGACGCUGAUCUAAUUAUGUUAUCUUUAGUUACUCAUUUAAAUAAUAUAUUUAUUUUAAGGGAUAAAUUUAAAAUGAAUAUUGAUUCUCAAAACGGUAUUUUAGAAAAUAUUGAAAAAGCACAAAUGGAAAAUAAAAAUUGUAAUGAUAUUAUUACACCUAGUAAAAAUGAUGAAAAGGAAAAAAAUACAGAAAAAAAUAUUGGAGAAAAUGAAACUAAACAAAAUUGUUUGAUAGAAAAAAAAGGUAUUGAAGAGGAAGGAAAAGUUCUUAAAAUGGAUAAUGAACAAAUUGAAGAAUUGGAUAAAUAUAAAAAAUAUUUCAAUAAAAUUCAUAAAUAUACUAAAGAUUAUUACAUCAAUUAUGAAUGCUUAAAUAGCAAUGAUUUUGAAAUUUUAGAUAUUUAUAAAUUGCGAACUUCUAUAAAAACGCAAAUAGCUACUUAUAUAAAUAAAUUAAAAAAAAACAAAAAUAUAGUAUUUAGUAUAAACAGGGUAGUCGAUGACAUAGUAUUUUUAUCAUUUUUAGUAGGGAAUGAUUUUUUACCUCAUAUUCCAAAUAUUGAUAUAAAUGAAGGAUCUAUGAAUGAAAUUUUAAAUUCAUAUAUAUUUUACAUUUAUAAGUAUUCUAAUUAUAUAACAUAUAAAGAUAAAGUACACAUACAAAGAUUAAAAAUCAUAUUGAAAAUUUUAAGUGCUCAAGAAUUUCAAUAUUUUAAAAAAAGAGGAAUAAAUGAAAAUAUUAGUGAAUUUACUGAUGAAAAAAAAUAUAAAAAUUAUUACUAUCUUCAUAAAUUUGGUUUUAAUGAUUCAACAAAAAUACAAGAAAUUGUAAAAAAAUAUAUUGAAGGGUUAUUUUGGAAUUUACAUUAUUAUCAUUUUGGUUGUGCUAGUUGGUAUUGGGAAUAUCCAUAUCAUUAUGCUCCCUUAUGCAGUGAUUUAUUAAGUUUUGAAAAAUCGGAUUUUUUUUUUGAAAAGGGAAAACCUUAUUCUGCCUAUACUCAUUUGAUAAGUGUACUACCACAAAAAGACAAAAAUCUUCUACCUGAUGCAUAUAAAAAUAUUUAUGUUGAAGAUGAAGUUAAAUCAUUUUUCCCUGAAAAUGUUAAAAUUGACCCCAAUGGAAAAAAAGAAACUUGGGAAUACAUAGUACACUUGCCUUUUAUAAAUUGCAAUACAAUAGAUAAAAUAAUUACAGAAAAAAGUAAAAAAAUUUCUAGUCUUAAAUUUAAAUUAAGGGAAUUAAAUGGAAGAGAGCAUAUAUAUUAA
Molecule: messenger RNA, 1965 nt
Organism: Plasmodium relictum
Lineage: Eukaryota; Apicomplexa; Aconoidasida; Haemosporida; Plasmodiidae
Product: exonuclease, putative
Exons: 7
Coding region: 1-1965 (654 amino acids)
Biological process (GO): nuclear-transcribed mRNA catabolic process
Cellular component (GO): nucleus
Molecular function (GO): 5'-3' RNA exonuclease activity; RNA binding
Source: RefSeq, a predicted model, not a curated record